Molecule: messenger RNA, 791 nt
Organism: Drosophila busckii
Lineage: Eukaryota; Metazoa; Arthropoda; Insecta; Diptera; Drosophilidae
Product: shematrin-like protein 2
Exons: 2
Coding region: 194-664 (156 amino acids)
Source: RefSeq, a predicted model, not a curated record
GUCGCAACAACUAUUGCCAAAUUCAUAACAAAUCGUGUGAAAUAUCAUUGAAAGCGUUCAUUUGGCAAGUUUAAGGUUACUUGUUGUUUACUUCCGGAUCCAAGUGGGCGUAGAGUUCUCGAGAUCGUCUUAUAAAAACUACAGCCUUUGUGAAGCAGAUAAACAGUCAAGUUCAAGUCGAAAAGUAAACAAGAUGAAGAUUAGCUGUGCUCUGUUUGUGGUAAUGGCGCUGUUCGGCAGCAGCUGGGCGCAAUAUCAGUAUCCUCAAAGUCAACAUACAAGUGCUGGCUAUGGAUCGCCGGCAUCCUCCGUUGGCUCAUCCCCAGGCGCUAACAGUCGCAUAAUUGGCUUGUUGGGUGGUGCUGGGGGAGGGAGCGGGCUUGGCGGCGGCGGCGGGCUUGGAGGCGGUGGCUUAGGUGGAUUACUUAAUCUAUUUGGCGGACUAGUAGGUGGAGGACGUCAAUCCCAGCUGUUCGGACAAAGAUAUCCAGCACAGUCUGCCGGAUAUCCGGGCUACGGAUACGGCGGUGCACUUGGUACAGGCUAUGCCGGCAAUCAUCCUUAUUCUGGUGGCUAUUCUGGUGGCUUUCCUGGAGCAUAUCCUGGCAACAAUUUCGGUGGUGGAUAUGGAUAUGGUAAUGGUUUCGGCAACUACUACGGCUAAUAUUUUAUGUCAGAUCAACCGCCCAAUUGUGCCAAGUAUUAUAUUGAUUGAUUUUCUGCGCAUUUGUUAUUAGUUUUUAGUUAAAAGCAUUGUUGACCAUGAAAAUACAGGCAUGUUUAUGUUUACU